GCUAAAUAUGAAUAAAUACCAAAACCUAGGAAUUAUUGACUCAGGAGCCUAUGGAACUGUUUAUAAGGCCAAAGUCAAGGAAACUGAUGAAAUAGUUGCUAUAAAGGAGUUCAAGUCUACCGAUGAUGACGAGACUGUCAGGAAGACAAGCCUAAGAGAGGUUAAAUGUCUCCGAUCAUUGAAACAUCCUAAUAUAAUCCAACUUAAAGAUGCCCUUAAGAAGAAAGGAAGGCUCUACCUUGUAUUUGAGUUCUGUGAUGGAAAUCUUCUGAACCUUAUGGAAGACGAGGCAACAGAUAUUGACCCAGAAGACUUUAAGCAUUAUUUGUACCAGCUCUUGGUCGCGAUCGAGUUUUGCCACCGAAAUGGCAUCAUUCAUAGAGACAUUAAGCCGGAGAACAUUCUUAUGCAGAAAGAAAUUAAGACUCUCAAGUUGUGAGAUUUUGGAUUUGCUAGAAAUAUGCCAAAUAAAGCGAAUGUAAAUUUGACAGAUUAUGUUGCAACCAGAUGGUAUCGGUCACCAGAACUUGUUCUCAAUGCCGGUUAUGGAAAGCCUGCAGAUAUCUGGGCUAUUGGCUGUAUCAUGGGAGAGAUGGCUGAUGGCGAACCCUUGUUUAAUGGUGAUUCAGAAAUUGAUCAGAUGUAUAAAAUACAACAAGUCCUUGGAGAAUUUCCAGAAGAACUAAAUGAAUAUUUUAGCAAAAAUCCUCGGUUCUUGGGUUAUAAAUUCCCAAAUUUGAGAAAACCUGAGACUCUAGAAAAACGCUAUAUCGGAAAGUUGUCAAAAUAAGGCACUAAAUUUGAUGUCUGGAAUGCUCCAGCUGAGACCUGAGGACAGAUUAACUGCAGCUCAGGCUAUUAUGCAUCCAUUUUUUAAUGAAAUCCGUGAUCCAGAGUUAGAAUCCAUUCUAAAGUCAAAGACAAAAUCGGGCUCUAAAACUCACCUUAGAGUCAACAAUCAUAAGGAUAAAUUUAUGAAGAGGCUUAAGAAUAAGAACUCAUUAAGUCCAGGAGAGGGUGGCUCAAAAGAAGUGUCAAAACCUAGAGCUAACCGUUUCUCUGAUGUUAAUAUGAAAUAUCACAAAGAAAUUCCGUUAAAAUCCUCAAGUAAGGGGCCGAGUCAGAAGAAGAUUCAUGGGAAGCCUCCUAUUAACUUCAAGGACGGCAGGAAAUAUCGAAAUCAGAGUCCUAAAGAUGAGUAUCUGCCUUCUGGGAGUAGCAAGAUAAUGCCUUCUAAUUUUUCAAACUUUUAUAUUCCCUUCUCUUCCGACAACCCUGGAGGUGACCAAUAUGGCUAUGACAUCAAUAUUGAUGAGAAAUCAUGAGAAAAAGAAGAGACUAAGAUAUCUAUAAUUCCUUCUCAGAGAAGAGAUUUUUCAGAAGAUAAUGAAGAAGAUGAAAUAGCCGUUGUGGUCGAUGAUUAUAAGUCAACAAGCAGAUCUCCUAUGAAGACUAAAUUCUCUCCUGAGAGGUAUAAUAACGGGAGUUUUAGCCAAGCAAAUGUUAAUAUAAUGAAUCCUUCCUCUAUUGGAAGCGUCCCUGCAGCGCAAAUUUAUCCAACUUAUGAAGCCAGAAUGCCCUAUGGGAACAACAGAAAGAAAGAAUCGAUUCUUGUUGAUUCAGAUGAUUUAGAAGAAUCUAAUAACCCAUAUGUUCACCAAACAAAGACCAGGAGUAAGAAAAGAAGUAAACCUCGGGCUUCACGAUUCAAUGACAUACAUGGGCCUCAAAUCAUUAGAAAUAGCAACACUAGAGAAGACAUGAGCGGCCAAAGAAAUAGUUCAGUAAGGAAGAGCAUCAAGAAGCCCCCUCUAGCAAACUCCAAAUUCAACACUCCAGGUAUUGCAAUGUACACUUUCGAGCAGAACCAUGAUGAGAACCAAUACAAUUACCAAAUCCCAGACGACCAGGAUUAACCCUCAUACCUUUCUGCA
Messenger RNA from Moneuplotes crassus, 1934 nucleotides. The record is from the annotation of a GenBank genome assembly. Lineage: Eukaryota; Ciliophora; Spirotrichea; Euplotida; Euplotidae.